UCCUUAACCAUAUGCCACCUGCUGGCCCCCAUCUAGUUUUUAAAGCCCAUCAGGGGAUUUUGACAUGUGCUAAAUUUUAGGAACUACUAGAUGAGACAGCUACAGAAAAGAAAGGCGUCCCUCGUCCUCACUUUCAGAGGACCUUAAAAGAAAAUGACAAGCUAGGAGCCAGGCAAGCUCAGGCCAGAGCAGGGGGAAGAAAAUGACAGUGGCCCCUCCUCCCUCGUAAUCACCCAGGAUUGGCUUCAGCCCAAGGUCAGCCUUCACCAGCAAAAGGGGUUCACGUGGGUCACGUGGAGAUGAGAACUUGACUCUUGGCUCUGGGAACAGCUCAACGCUCCGUCUUUGCACAGACGCUGGCUCUUGUGGAGCGACUCCAACCCAACCCGAAGACUUAGUAAAAAUGUCCCACUCCAUCUGGUCUCCUGCUGUUUUAUUCUCUCAUCCAAGGGCUCAAUGGGAAACAAUAAUCAGCCUGACUGGGCCUUGUGGGUUGUGGCCACGCCCACCAGAUGAUUGACAAGCAAUUCAGGGGCUGGGCGUGGACCCAGGGUCUGACCCAAGCCCGAUUACUGAUUAGGCUGCAGUUUAAAAGUAGCGGGGGCUGCAAGGCUUUGGGAGGUGAGAACCUCGCUGGGUCUUAGCUUUGCUGAUUCUCAUCCCUGGGGGUUGACUUUGUGCCUUUGGAGUUCUAGCACCAGGUGGCCCAGGCCCACAUUGACCUAAGAACAUGAGUGGAGAGAAGGACGAGGCCUCCUUCAGUAUACUCAGGAUCUACGACAAACCAGAGGAGAGGAGGAAUAUGCCAGAAAGCUCUGGAAUUCCUUCUCAUGAGCAACGAGUGCUGCAGCCACUGGACAGCCCACUCGAAGGACCCCAGCAGCCCCCAGACUCCCCGACGCAGCUCGGGCCUGUUUAUCAGGAGAUGAGCAGCAUGACCCAGCAGCAGUGGGACUUCCAGGCCCGAGACAGAUCUGAGCUGCAGGCCACGUGGUUCUCAGAAGGAAAACCAGGAGGAGCAGCAGAGGCUGGCCCAAGGCAGGGCUCGCUGGAACUGGCAAGGGGGUGGUGGGCCAAGCACCCGGGAGAGGGUCUUAGUACAAAGCUCUCUGUCUCAUGCUCCUUCUCUCCAUUUGUCACAGCUUCGUGCCAGGACCUGAGUGUGGUGGGUGCUGCUAUCUGCCCACGGGCCAGCCUUCCGUCUCACAGCCCCGGAGAGGAGAACUCUGGUCCCUCCUCGCAGGGAUCCCUCGCAUCCCGGAGGAAGCGGUGGUCCGGCGGAGGACUCCCCAUAGCUGCUGGAAGGUUGGCUCGCUCUCGCACGGGAAGAAGGUCUACGCCAUUGCCAUCAGCCGCUUCACCCGCCAUGUGUACACGUGUGGUUCGGGCUGCAUCAAAGUGUGGGACGAGAGUGCCCUGCAUGCCUGGGACAAGGCCCCAUGGGCCCAGCUGGACUUGCAGGACCGCCAAGACUGUGUGCUCACCUGCCGGCUGUUCCCCAGCGAGCAGAGCCUGAUCACAGGCGGGGAGUCACAGACCCUGACGCUGUGGGACCUGGCGCCCACCCCCCGAGUCAGGGCCCUGCUGCCCGCUACAGGCCCCAUGUGCUUCUCCCUGGCUGUCUCCUCUGAUGCCCGUAUCUGCUUGGCUUGUUUCAAAGGAUUUGUGGAGAUCUGGGAUCUGCAGAACCAAAUCUUGAUCAGGAAGCAAAAGGUCCCCGAGUACGGAUCCCGGUGUGUUGACCUCACAGGCAGUACGUUCUGGACAGGAGGUGAAGACACCAACCUGUAUUCCUGGGACCUGAGGAGCUACCAGAGGCUGCAGCAGUAUGAUUUGCAAAACGAGAUCCUCUGCAUUACUCAUGACCCCAGUGGGGAAUGGGUGCUGGUGGGCGUGAGAAACGGUGAUCUCAUAAUCCUGCACACGCAUCGGAAUGAGAAGUUUAGGGUUCCUGUACAAAAAUACUUCCACUACCACAACCUCAAGUUUGCCUCCUGUGGGACGUACUUUGUGACCACACUGGACAAGUCCUUCCAUGGCUUAGCGGCACCUUCUCUGGAAAGGCUGUUUCAGGUACCAGAAAGAGGGAUGCACAAACCCAGGCCCUUGGAGCUUAUAUCCCCAGAUCCCAGGUGGUCGGAUCCCAGAGUGCAGGAAAGUACCUCUGAGACGGCAUCUGGCGCCCUUUUAUGAGGGGGGAGGAGAGAAGACUUAAGACCCUGUCAACUCAUGAGGUCCACCCUGAGCCCUGAUGCCUGGCUUGGUCUCCAGACCAAGCCUUGGGUCUAUGUGAGGCUCUGAAGGAGCCCUGAAAGGAGCCUUGUGUCUGGCUCAAGCCUUGGCCUGCAGGUGGUCCCUCUCCUGGCCUCUCAUCCCUCUAGGCAGAAGAGUCCUCAGAAAUCCUGUGUUGCGAUGUGUCCUCUGACAGCCAGUACCUGGUCACGGGCU
Molecule: messenger RNA, 2448 nt
Organism: Tupaia belangeri chinensis (Chinese tree shrew)
Lineage: Eukaryota; Metazoa; Chordata; Mammalia; Scandentia; Tupaiidae
Gene: TLE7
Product: TLE family member 7
Exons: 8
Coding region: 1117-2193 (358 amino acids)
Biological process (GO): negative regulation of canonical Wnt signaling pathway; regulation of DNA-templated transcription
Cellular component (GO): nucleus; transcription regulator complex
Molecular function (GO): transcription corepressor activity; protein binding
Source: RefSeq, a predicted model, not a curated record